AUGCGGAAGGAAGGCCGCGGAGAAGGCGCUGACGAGGGCAGCGAGAAUCAGCAGCGCCAAGAGGAGGACGCCAGCGGGAAUCACGGCUCUACUGCUGGAGCCGACGAGGCUGACUCCCCGCUGGCGGACAGCACGGCGGACCAGAGCGAGGCGAAGGCCAACGGGCCAGAGGGCGUACGAAAGGAGCAGCGAGAGCAAGGCGAGGCGAGGGAUUGCGCUCGCCCGAUCCGCAGCAGCGACGCGAAGGGUGGUGCGGCGGCGGGGAGCGCUCGCCAGAUCCGCAUCCGCGACGCGAAGGGUGGCGCGGCGGCGGGGAGUGCUCGCCAGAUCCGCAUCCGCGACGCGAAGGGUGGCGCGGCGGCGGGGAGCGCUCGCCAGAUCCGCAUCCGCGGUGCGAAGGGUGGCGCGGCGGCGGGGAGCGCUCGCCAGAUCCGCAUCCGCGACGCGAAGGGUGGCGCGGCGGCGGGGAGCGCUCGCCAGAUCCGCAUCCGCGACGCGAAGGGUGGCGCGGCGGCAAGGAGCGCUCGCCAGAUCCGCAUCCGCGACGCGAAGGGUGGCGCGGCGGCGGGGAGCGCUCGCCAAAUCCGCAUCCGCGAUGCGAAGGGUGGCGCGGCGGGGAGCGCUCGCCAGGUCCGCAUCCGCGCCGCGAAGGGUGGCGCGGCGGCGAGGAGCGCUCGCCCGAACUGCAGCAGAGACGUGAAGGAUGGCGUGAUGGCAGGUCCCCCUCGCCAGAUCUGCGCAGGCAGCGGGAAGGAGCACGUGAUGAGGAAUGGCAGUCGCCAUACGCCCGUCGGCAGCGUGGAGGAAGGAGAGACGAGCGGUCACCGUCGCCAGGGAAGCAUCGGCGCGAGACGCGGCGGGAAGAACGGGCGAGGGAAGACCACUCGCCGGAUAGGCAAGGUCAACGCACAGAAGGGCGCACGAGCUCGAGGGACCUGCAGAAGGAGGCGGGAUGGGACCAGCGGGGAAGCAAGGUCGGGGGCGGGAGUUUGGCAUACAGUGCGGAACGAGCCAGAGAGGCGAGGGAAGGAGUGGAGAGAGCAAGGAAAAGGGGGACACACGGAAGGCAGGCCAGAGCAACAAGCGAGUCCUGGGGAGAAGGUCGAGGGAAUGCGAGCCUAG
Molecule: messenger RNA, 1122 nt
Organism: Closterium sp. Naga37s-1
Lineage: Eukaryota; Viridiplantae; Streptophyta; Zygnematophyceae; Desmidiales; Closteriaceae
Source: the annotation of a GenBank genome assembly